This is a messenger RNA of Cydia amplana, 2234 nucleotides long. RefSeq lists its product as uncharacterized. The record is from RefSeq and is a predicted model, not a curated record. Bases 124 to 2166 code for a protein of 680 amino acids. Lineage: Eukaryota; Metazoa; Arthropoda; Insecta; Lepidoptera; Tortricidae. The transcript has 2 exons.
GUCUUGUCAAAAACAUGAUUUAAUGUAUCAAAAUUUAGGGUUACAAAAUAAAAUUAUCAGUGUCCAUAGUAAUGAAUAAGUACAUUAACUAACUAAAAGACAAGAAGACGAAAAACAGCCGUCAUGGAGCAAUUGUACCUGAUUGAGUUUAUGAUAGACCGAGUGGCGAUAUUUGUAUCCGAAGACGAUGAGUCGAAAAGCGCAGAACACAAGCUCAUAAUUAAAUUAGCAUUUGGCCCUAAGAACCAAUUCAUCAUUAAAGAACAGCAAAUGGCCAAGAAUUCAAAAGUUGAAGAUGACAUUAUUGAAUGCGAUGAGAACGGGCAUAGAAAAUGGUCCAGAAUAUUCAGAGUAGGCAAGUCGUUCUUAUUUCCUAGCUGCUCCGAUACCGUAUUAAAUAUACUGGACAAGUUCCCACUUGAAAUAGAAGUCUGGACCGAUGAAGAAGAUGAAAUAAAUGAGUUCAUUGGAGUUGGCACAAUGUUCUGGGAAAAGGAUUUUUACCAGUUACUAAAGGACUCUGCUGAACCAUGUAAACUCCACUCGCCUCUGAGUAUCAAACAACGCACCAAACUCAUGGCCGAGUGUUGUUGCAAGCAGGUCGGGGAAAUUGACUUUAUUCUUAGAGUAAGUGCUCUGGGUGAAUCGAUCACCACAGAAUUCCAGCAACUGAUGGAUGAUCCUGAAAACUUCGUAUUUAGAACCAAUAGAGCUCCUAGCAUGUUCAAAUGUAAACGUGUGGAGGGUGAUGAUCCUAACUUUACUAUGAUCGGGAGUCUUUACGAGACUACUACGUUAGAAGAUCCAGAUGUGAUUAAUAAUGCCCGUAAGAAAAUUGAAGUGUGCACAGAAUUGCAAAGUUGUGGCCAAAAAAUUGACGCGGAUCUUAGAUGUGAACAUGAAAAGAAAUCUAAGAAAAAGGAAUAUCCUAUUGAUAAAAUCAAAAUGGGAGACAUUAGAGGUCCAUGUGGUAAUACUAAUUGCGCGCUUGCUCAUAAAGUAAGGUGUUACAUAAGGAAUCUCGAUACAUAUAAACAAAAAGCUGGUUCAUUAGCAACUAAAGAUACUACGAAUAGAACGAAAAAGGUCUGCGGUGCUUGUGACUGUAAAGAUGAUCGUUAUCAUCGCGAAGAGUGUCCUGACAAGAUUGCAGGCCCGAAAGCUGUGUGCCAGGAUUGCGGCGGUAAUGUUCUGCCUGGUCACACAUGUAAGGAACAAGAAGACAAAAUGGAAAACUGUAUGAAACCGAAUAACCCUAAAGAUUCCGCCAAACAGGACAAGAAUUCUGCGGCAGUCGCCUACGUGCUAAGCGUACCGACGUUUAAAGAGGCAAAUCAAAACAUUGACUAUGCUUACUACCAAUAUUUAAACACUAAAGAAAGCCAAUCAAUUACUGAGAAGAAAGGAGGCUGCUGUAGCUGUGGCUGCAGUAAAGGAGGUACUAUGCCUCCAAAAGAAUCUACGUACAAUUCAUUAAGUGUUCCUAACUUGCAAUCGAAUGAUAAGAAGUCUUCACGCACUAUAUGCUCCAAUACUCAAUUCGUGUACAAUCUGACUGUAACUCCAGAUAAACUUUGUCUGGACAUUCCCGAUGACAAAGAUUGCAAAUGCAACCCGCCAGUACCCACUCCAUCGUGCAAAACUUUUGAUUGCGUUUGUUUAACUGAGGCAUUAAAUAUAGCUGCCAGGAAGAAGCACAAAGCGUAUUGUCCUCUGUACAAGCACAAAACUACUUGCCCUGUCACCAGGAUGUUAGAGGAUAGAGGAGAGGAAAAGGCUGAAGAAGACGAGGAGGCAGCAGAGCCGUUACCUUACGGCCUGCCUCCGAUUAAACUUGGCCCUUGUCCGGUCAUAGGCAGACCUUGUACUGUUCCAGAUGGUUUUGCAAGAAUGUACAAAACUGCUGCGCAACCACCACUUCCCCCGAGUUACAGUGACGCUGGAAAAGUUUGUUGUUCCAAAGAAUUUGAAAGAAUUAAGGCCGCUAUAAGGGAAUACAUGAAAUAUGAGAAAGAAAGAGACAUGCGAUGCGUAAACACAUUUAAUGUGGACACCGAGAGAAGGUGUUGCGACAAGGAACAGAUUCUUCUGUCGCAGCUGGGAAAAAGCUGCUGCGGAGUGCACAAGUUAGCUAUACAAGAGAAGUUUAAAGAAGACAAAAAGUGAAAAUAAUAGCUUUAUCAUUGACUAUUUUAUUUUGUAACCCGAUAACAUCAUUAUAAAUUUUGAUAUAA